AUGGAGACGAUAAACUCAAGGGAACAUGCCAAAUCUCUCAGCUCGGGAACAGAGUCUUCUUUGCACGAGAAUCUGCGCGUUUGCGGUCUGCCGGGUGUGCAAAAUGAAAGAGACUCCGAGAGUCAGGUGGGGCUGGAGAGAUCAGAUACAAACUAUUCCCAGUACCCUGAUCAAGCCUUACUGGAUGAAAUUGUAUUGAUCCACUCGACAAGAACAAGAUCUAAUACGGAGAAAGGAAUCACUGUCGAUCCCAACGAGGUGACCAUUGAGGAUGGUGAUGCUGAAGACAUGUACUCCAUUCCCAUGGUGAAAAAGGUGGUGAUCAGUUUUCUCAUGUGCAUGACGGCAUUGAAUGUGACAAUGCUCUCAUCAUGUUGGUCUCUUGUUUCUGAGAAAAUCAUGUCGGAAUUUCACGUUGGUCACGAGGUGUCUACGCUAGGAGUUUCGUUGUUCAUCUGGGGAAUGGGCGUGGGUCCAUUGUUUCUAAGCCCAAUUUCUGAAUAUUAUGGUAGAAAAGCCACUUAUGUCGGCGGAUUAGCGCUGACUGUGUGCUUUGAAAUUUUGACGUGUUUUUCGCGCAAUUUGGGUGGAAUGUUGUUUGGUAGGUUCAUGUCCGGUUUCUUUGGAUCGGCUUUCCUUUCAGUGGCUGGUGGUACAUUCUCGGAUAUUUUCGUCAAAGAAGACAUUGCAGUUCCAGUCAUGCUCUUCAGUUUGUGUCCGUUUAUGGGUCCGAGUCUGGGACCAUUGAUAGCGGGAUUUAUAGCUGAUUCCAAUGCUGACUACAGAUGGUUGUUCUAUUCCCUGACUUUGUGGACGGGAACACUUCUCAUUUCUAUGUUAAUAUUUGUUCCAGAAACCUACAGACCGGUAUUAUUGGCUAGGAAGGCUGCCAAACUCAGAAAAGAGACGGGAAAUCAGGACUUUUUUGCUCCUCUUGAAAAGGUUGAACUAACUCUGUUCCAAUCGACGAUAUUGUCUGCCAAAAGACCGCUGCUUUUGCUGGUCAGAGAUCCUAUGAUGCUGGUUCUAUGUGUAUAUACUGGUCUCAUUCUUGCAAUUGUGUACCUCUUUUUUGUUUCAUUUCCAUAUACUUUCAGGACGGUAUGGGGGUUUGGAAUCAGUGCUCAGGGCAUGUCGUUUCUUGGUUUACUCACUGGAAUGGUGGUAUCUUCGCCUUUUUCUCUGGUUUUUGGCAAAAUUUAUCUUCAUCUCACGAAGAAGAAUAACGGUAUUGCCAAGCCCGAGUUCAGGUUUCCUUCCGUGAUAUUGGGAGGUUUAUUGUCCCCGAUAGCUCUGUUCAUGAUGGCUUGGACUUCGUACGCCAAUGUCCACUGGAUCGGUCUGAUCGUGUGUUCGAGUCUUUAUGGAGUGGGAACUUCCUUUUUGUUCUCAGGUGUUUUUACCUAUACUGUGGAUGCAUACCGGUUGUAUGCUGCCUCAGCCAUGGCUGCUAAUUCCUUUACCAGAUCCACUAUGGCCGGUGUGUUUCCACUAUUCGGUUUGCAGAUGUACGAGAAGUUGGGUGUUCACUGGGCUACGAUGCUUCUUGGGUUCAUCUCACUGGCAAUGUCUCCAUUUGCAUUUAUAUUCUACAAGAAGGGGGAGUAUCUGCGAAGCAGGAGUCCGUAUGGAUGGUCUGAGUGA
Molecule: messenger RNA, 1644 nt
Organism: Kuraishia capsulata CBS 1993
Lineage: Eukaryota; Fungi; Ascomycota; Pichiomycetes; Pichiales; Pichiaceae
Exons: 1
Coding region: 1-1644 (547 amino acids)
Biological process (GO): transmembrane transport
Cellular component (GO): membrane
Molecular function (GO): transmembrane transporter activity
Source: RefSeq, a predicted model, not a curated record